This is a messenger RNA of Clonostachys rhizophaga, 987 nucleotides long. The record is from the annotation of a GenBank genome assembly. Lineage: Eukaryota; Fungi; Ascomycota; Sordariomycetes; Hypocreales; Bionectriaceae.
AUGACCGUCAUUCGUAAAGCCUGCCGGAAUUGCAGCCGCUCUAAAAGGAAGUGUGACGUCCAACUGCCGAUCUGCCAUCGCUGUGUUCAAAAAGGACUCGACUGUGUAUACGAUCUCGACCAUCUGAAUACAACCACUUAUCAUUCAGGAAAGACGUCCGAUUUCUGGCUCCAGCUCAAAGACCACGACAGACUUGGCCAUUGUCUGCUGAGAAUGUCACAGUCAUGUGGUCCAAGCAUAGAUCCUCACAUCGGAUAUCCCGGGAAGAAGGAGCCCUAUGACUACAUUCGGCUGGGCUACGCAUCUAUCCCGGAGAUCAUCAAGGAGAAAAAGCCCGCCAUCUUCAUUCACCCAAAGUUGCAGUUACACAGUACCCACACGAAGCAUCUAGCUGGUUUCGUAAGAUCUGGUGUGGAUGAUGUGACCUUCCAGGACUUCACGCGCCUAGCUCAGAUUGACAUCACCACCAUACCCAUUCAAGAAGCUUUGACUGCCUGCCAAGCGUUAAUUAUAUAUCUGGCGAUGUACAUUUUCUCCUCUGAAGAGUCGGAGCGGAAAGGAGCUGAAAGUUCUCUUGAUGUGCUCUCCAAGUGGACAGAUAAUCUCUAUACUAGUGCGCUGACCUCCCAGCCAAACGGCCGGUCUCCAUGGCAGCAUUGGCUCUUCUGUGAAAGCGUGCGGCGUACCAUUGUGUCGUCUUACGCCUUCUUCAUGCUGUUAGAUAACUACAGGCUCGGUUACUGUACCAAUUGGCUCUUCCUUGAAUCUCUCCCGUUCGACCAGCGCCCCGGCCUGUGGAUGGCGAGCUCGGCCCAGGCAUGGAUCGCCGCGGCGGGUGCGAGAACAGGUCCUGAAGUUGGCGAGAGACUGAGCUCUGUCCACGAAUUUGCGGAGAGCCAUGCGGGUUCCGACCCUGGAUUCUGCGGCGAUAUAUUCAUGAUAAUGCUCGCAAUCAGUCAUAACGGGUAUAAAAGGGCAGGGGCCUAG